This is a messenger RNA of Aspergillus aculeatinus CBS 121060, 1059 nucleotides long. Its product is annotated as histone deacetylase complex subunit SAP30 Sin3-binding domain-containing protein. The record is from RefSeq and is a predicted model, not a curated record. Gene Ontology annotation, biological process: regulation of DNA-templated transcription. The transcript is spliced from 2 exons. NCBI's taxonomy places the organism in Eukaryota, Fungi, Ascomycota, Eurotiomycetes, Eurotiales, Aspergillaceae. Gene Ontology annotation, molecular function: protein binding; transcription coregulator activity. Bases 189 to 935 code for a protein of 248 amino acids. Gene Ontology annotation, cellular component: histone deacetylase complex.
CCGGCCGAAGCAAAAGUUCAAUCAGACAAGUUCUUGGACAAUGCAGCCUCUCUACUGUCCCCAGCUCAUUCAAAUCAACGCUAGUGUUCGAAUGAUAGAUCGUCCUCCGCUUGCUCUCAGGGAUACCACGUAUCUCAAUCUCUGAUCACUCGCGUCAGUCAUCGCGCAAAUUUCUGUCCUCGUGCCCCAUGGCUCCCCCGCGUCAACGGACGGCGGCCGUCCAGGACGACUCUCGAUCGGAGGGCUCCAGUACUACCAGAGAACACAAGACUACGAGUGUCAAGUCCCGGAAAGGUGCGAACGGGUCUCUGGUAACAUCUGUCACCAGCCGAGAAGUCAAAGUCUCAGGAAACCUCGCCAAUGUGACCAGUGCCCCCGCUGGGGGAAACGCUGCAGAUGUGCCAAAGAUUCCCUGGAACGAGAUGCCCCUUAGCCUCCUCCACUCGUACCGACACGCCUACAAACUUUCAUCCCCCAGUGCCUUUCCCAGCGAAUACUCUCACCUGCUCCUCUCCAGAGGCAUCGGCCUGCGAUCCCCGACAUCAAUCGCCGCCCAGCGCGCUCAUCUACAUCGCCAAAAUGAAACGACGAACGGCACCUCCCAACCGUCGAGCGGCACGGCCAACGCCUCCACCAGCGCUACGACUGCUGCGAGAAAAGCCCUGCACGGUAAUCCUCCGUCGGCCACCAAUGGUAUCAGUGCCAAACAGAAAGAUCGUCAAAAUCAGAAGAAAGGACCGAAUGAAAUUGACGGGAAGAGCGCUUUGCAUCACAUCAUCGGCCAAGACCGAGUAAGCAAGAACCAACUCGCCUUGUCGGUCCGCAAACACUUCAAUAGUGCUGGUCUUGCAGAGCAGGAGGCCAUUGCUCGGUUUCUGUACAAAGUUCGGGAAGAGGGCAGAGGGCGACAUUUUCGACUGAGGUUUCAACCUUAGAUCGGCAUGACGGCUUUCGCGCCAUACUCUUCCCUUUCAUUCUGCAAAUAGUGCGCUGCGAUUCGAAACGCCCGGUUAUGCCUGCGGCAUACAACCUACUACUCGUCUGGGUGCUUUCGCCUCG